AAGUUACGAAAACAAGAUGGCGGUUUAGUUUGGAUAGUUUUUUUUAAAGACCUUUUAAAAUAGGUGCCUUGCGCUCUUCAUUUACUUGAUUGCUUUCAUCGCGAUCAAAUUGAAAAGAAAUAAUAUACAAUGGACAAUCUUUAUCAAGAGACCAAUCGGCUCAUCGUAGGAGUUCAGGGUUUGCUCAGCAAACUGAGUUCUGCACAUCCUGAUUCGCUGAACGCUCUUGAACAAGAAAUAGAACAAAACUUGGAGCAAGCAUCUGCUAAUUGUGACCGUCUGGGGAUCCUUAUAAACAAGGAACCACCUCAGAAGAAACAGAGUGCCAGAAUAAAAGUCGACCAAUUGACAUAUGAUUUAAGACACCUAAAGACAGGCUUUAACAACUACCAGCAUCGCAAAAUGCUCAGGGAACAGGAGGAAAGAGAAAGAGAAGAGCUCUUAAACAGAAGGUUUACUACAAAUAAUAGUGGGGAGACAUCAAUUAUGAUAGACCAUGCUCUACAGCAUAACACGUCUCUUCAAAAUGCUGACCGAGGAAUCAGUGAUUUACUGAGUAGUGGCUCCAGUAUUUUGACAAGUUUACGAGAUCAACGUGUCACUUUAAAAGGCGCGCAAAAGAGAAUAUUGGAUAUUGCCAGCACUCUUGGACUUUCCAACACUGUUAUGAGAUUAAUUGACAAGAGAGCCACACAGGACAAGUGGAUUGUUUUUGGAGGAAUGAUAGUCACCUGUAUAAUAAUGUUCUUUGUGGUGAAAUACUUGACAUGAUAGCUACCAAUAUGAUACAUUUUGAAAGACUACUUUUAGUAUAAACUUUGCCGAAAAUCUCCUAUACUCCAAAAUGAUCAAGAUCUUAGGCAUGAAGACUAAACAUUCAAAGGUGAAAUAGGAAAUGGCCAAAGGAACUAAGAUGCUGAAAAAUCGCUCAAGUCUUGCCUUAGAAUGUGAGAAAGAACUUUGGUUUAUUAAAGAUACUCCAAGAACUUUUA
This is a messenger RNA of Pocillopora damicornis (cauliflower coral), 992 nucleotides long. RefSeq names its product Golgi SNAP receptor complex member 2. NCBI's taxonomy places the organism in Eukaryota, Metazoa, Cnidaria, Anthozoa, Scleractinia, Pocilloporidae. The record is from RefSeq and is a predicted model, not a curated record. Gene Ontology annotation, cellular component: SNARE complex; Golgi apparatus; ER to Golgi transport vesicle membrane. Gene Ontology annotation, molecular function: SNARE binding; SNAP receptor activity. Gene Ontology annotation, biological process: vesicle fusion; vesicle-mediated transport.